Molecule: messenger RNA, 312 nt
Organism: Prorocentrum cordatum
Lineage: Eukaryota; Dinophyceae; Prorocentrales; Prorocentraceae
Source: the annotation of a GenBank genome assembly
AUGGCGAAUUUCGAGCUGCCGCAGGUUGCGAUCAACUUUUUCGACAACAGCGCCUGCGGCGCGGACCCGAAGGGCGAGGCGUGCCGGAGGGCCCAGAGCCAGGCGUCCUUGGCGAUCUCAGUGAGCAGCGGUGUCGCGUCCCUGGUGUGCCUCCUCUGCGGGCCCUCCUUCGGGGUGCUCAGCGACGCGUGGGGGCGCCGCUUCUACACGGUCGGCAGCGUGGCCAUCGCGUUGGUGGCGAUGCUGGCCCUGCUGGCUCACGUGUUCGGGCUCGUAUCACUGUGCCCGUUGGGCCGGCGAAUUUUGGGCUGA